GUGAGCAAUAGCAUACCAUCCCUCUACUGAGACCAUCUGGUUUGAUGAGGGGGAUGGUCAGAGCAGCCAAUGGGCAGAAUUGCGAGCCGUGUGGAUGGUCAUAACUAAAGAACCUGGUGACGGCGUCCUGAACAUCUGUACAGAUAGUUGGGCUGUGUACCGGGGGCUCACUCUGUGGAUUACGCAAUGGGCUACCCAGGAAUGGACUAUCCACGCCCGACCGAUUUGGGGUAAAGACAUGUGGGUAGACAUUUGGAAUACGGUCAAACACAGGACAGUAUGUGUCUACCAUGUCUCUGGUCAUCAACCCUUGCAGUCACCAGGAAAUGAUGAAGCUGACACACUGGCCCGAAUCCGAUGGAUUGAGAAUUCACAAUCUGAAAAUAUUGCCCGUUGGUUACAUCAGAAGCUACGGCAUGCUGGACAGAAGAUAAUGUGGGCAGCUGCUAAAGCAUGGGGGCUGCCUGUACAACUAUCUGAUAUCGUUCAAGCAUGUCAGGAUUGCGAUGCUUGCUCAAAGAUGAGACCGAGACCGUUGCCUGAAACAACAUCCCACAUUGCUAGAGGAUAUAGUCCUCUUCAGAGAUGGCAGGUCGACUACAUUGGGCCCCUCCCUCGGUCUGAGGGGGCGAGAUAUGCCCUGACCUGCGUUGACACUGUAAGUGGACUGCUGCAAGCCUAUCCUGUACCAAAGGCAAAUCAAGCAUACACAAUUAAGGCACUUACUAAACUGAUGUCUGCAUACGGGACACCUCAAGUUAUCGAGAGUGACCAAGGGACUCACUUCACUGGAGCGAUGAUACAGCGCUGGGCAGAAGAAAACAACAUUGAAUGGCGAUUCCACCUGCCAUAUAACCCAACAGGGGCAGGCCUUAUUGAACGUUAUAAUGGUAUCCUUAAGGCUGCCCUGAAAACAGACUCUCAGUCCCUGCAGGGGUGGACAAAAAGAUUAUAUGAAACCGUGCGGGACCUGAAUGAAAGACCUCGGGAUGGCAGACCCAGUGCCCUGAAAAUGUUACAAACUAUAUGGGCCUCCAAUUUGGGAUCCAAUUUGGGAUCCAAAUUACAGGUACUGAUAAUGAAGUAAAACCGCAGGUUGGUACUGAAAAUAAUCUUCUGCUCCCUGCCCCUGAGAAUUUAGAACCGGGAAUCCAUAAGAUAAAUUGGCCUUGGAAGGUGCAGGUAGGACCCAAAUGGUGUGGCCUACUUGCACCUUGGGGGAGAUUAUUGGAGGUGGGAGGUUCAGUCACCCCCUCGGUGAUAGGUACAUGGCCUACUGACAUCGUGGUCAAUACUCCGGCCUUUAUUGCUAAAGGAACACCUAUUAUGUCCCUAUGGCAGAUCAAGACUCCUCCUCUGGUGCCAGAUAUAGUUAUACAGCCACAGAUAUCUGGCCAGAGGGUAUGGUAUCGGAGGCCGGGACAUAAUCCAGUACAAGCAGAAGUAUUGACCCAAGAUAAGAAUACGGCCUGUAUCUUGCCCUGGAGGGCGGAUCUUCCCCUCCUAGUACCCUUGAAACAUCUAUAUUACUCCCCUUAAGAUUGAUUCUAAGCCUCUAGGACCAUUACUCUGGACUGAUGAAACGCAGACGGACCUGCACUUCAAGAUGAUUUGUCUCCGGUAACAUCUAUCAAGCACUGGCCCAUGGAAGAUCAUAAACACCCAUCCAAUCAUCAUCAUUUGAAUAAUAUCAACAUCUAAUGCGACGGGAGAUUGUAUCAGCGUCGUGAUUGGGUCUCUGUAAUAAGGGGAACUCACCUAAUCAUUGGUUCACGUUGUGAAGGGGUGGAGUGUAUGGGAGAUCACAAUGUGAACCACUGAUUGAUCAGCUGAGGCAAGUGUGGGGUCAGCUGUGGGAGCACAGGU
Coturnix japonica (Japanese quail) is the source of this 1866-nucleotide messenger RNA. NCBI's taxonomy places the organism in Eukaryota, Metazoa, Chordata, Aves, Galliformes, Phasianidae. The record is from RefSeq and is a predicted model, not a curated record.